Penicillium macrosclerotiorum is the source of this 1764-nucleotide messenger RNA. RefSeq lists its product as uncharacterized. The record is from RefSeq and is a predicted model, not a curated record. The transcript is spliced from 8 exons. Lineage: Eukaryota; Fungi; Ascomycota; Eurotiomycetes; Eurotiales; Aspergillaceae. The coding region runs from base 1 to 1764 and encodes 587 amino acids. Gene Ontology annotation, molecular function: cobalt ion binding; magnesium ion binding; magnesium ion transmembrane transporter activity.
AUGGCGGAGACACUGAACGCCCGGGAUUUCCUCUGUCCGCAAGAAUACUAUGAUAGUUUACAGAACGAGGCCGGGGACUCUUUAUGGGACAAAUUCAAGGAUAUCGAUGACAAAUCGCAUUUCGGCGAAUACAUGCAACUCCUGUCGAAUUCUCAAACGAUCAAUUUCGCCUUGGAUUUUGGAAACGAUGAUGCUUUUUGUGCGCCCAACUUGAAUAGUGAAGAGUUCCAACUCCUCGUCAGCCGACCGCGAGCGAGUCGUUUAGCAACGCGGUGGAUACACAUCUGGAACCCGCAGCAGCAAAAGGCAGCGAUCAAGGCAAUCACCACACCAUAUGGGGUCUCAGAACGAUUACAGGGCUUGAUGUGCACAGACCCAGUCCCGCAUCCUCCCAAGAGCCCCAAGCUGGCUAAAAAGUCACAGCCGGAUAUUACGGUCAUGGAGGCGCCGGAGUUUGAACUCGAUGACAUCGAGAGCCAGUCGAGCGCGAAGGAGAAGUUCGAGACGUCCGCAUUUCAGGGCCUGACGUUUGCGCAUGUCACGGAUCAAAUCUGGCAUUUCUCUUCGGUGGAUCAUGGCCCACGCUAUACGUGCAUUGGCUAUAAUACAUUAUUUGUUGCUCCAGGGGUCCCCGUGGAUAACGGCCAGGACCUUCCGGAGGGCACGCGACUCUGGACUUGGCUGGUUUUAUGUGAUGAUGGAACGGUGAUAUCAAUACAGGAAGAUCCACUUCCACAGCUACAAGAUCUGGAAGAAAAAGACCAACAAAUGGUAAUCAAGGUCGUGCGACGAAACAUCCUAUCGAUCGUCUCCGGUAUCUCAAAGCAGCACGCCAACACGUCUGAGAGCGAGUCGUUGGUGACAGUUCGAGUUCGGCAUUUCAACGAUGCUGGACCUGACCAGGCAAAUAUCAAGCCAGAGGACGGCCCCAGUCUGCUUUUAUACUACAUUUUUGACGACUGGGUAUCGAGUUUUGGGCUGGUCGCCAAACGACAGCACAAAUAUGGACGGGCGUUAGAGCGAUUGAGAGGGCAAAUGCUAGACCGCCCAAUUGUUGACCUGGUGAACGAGCUACACUGGCUGGGUCGGCGGCUCGGUGUGCUCAAGCGGCUGUACCAGAGUUACGAGCUUAUCAUGCGACGACUGUUGCAGCGGCAAGGUUCGGUGCGCGAGGAGGCCCGCGGACCCAAUCUGCCGCCGGUGACAUCGAGCAAUUCUUAUCCCGAGAGUGAAUUCGCCAACGUACAACGACGAGCGAGUGUUGCCAGCCACAGCGGGGCCCCGGCGAGGAACCCGAAGCUUGUCGGAGUAUCACUCAGUUCGGCAGCCGUGGGCCGAUUUGAGCGACUGGUCGAUCGAAUUAAUUUAUACUGUUUGAGUGAGAUUGACACCUGUCUCCUGGAGAAGGAGUCCUUGACAUUCCUGAACUUUAACUUGAUCGCUCUCAAGGACUCCCAAGCUGUUGAGAAGUUGACACGGAUCACCAUCUUGUUAGCUAAGGCAACCAUGUUAUUCCUGCCAGUCAGUUUGAUGACCGCGUAUUUUUCGACUGAGUUGCAGGGGGUCAAGGGCGGAUACACCAAGUUAGAUUACUGGGCAUCCUUUGCGGUGAUCUUUGUUGUGACGCUAGCGGUGUUGACCAUCUUUGGGUUUGCCAGCGACACAGUGGAGGGCAAGACAAUCUAUCGGUCGUUGAUCAAGACAUUUUUCCAGCGAUCCCGACAGCGAAUCUCACAGCAACGACGAGGAGGCGGGCACGAUUGA